Messenger RNA from Mesitornis unicolor (brown roatelo), 780 nucleotides. It is a transcript of the gene MRM2, whose product is annotated as FtsJ RNA methyltransferase homolog 2 (E. coli). Gene Ontology annotation, biological process: RNA methylation. Lineage: Eukaryota; Metazoa; Chordata; Aves; Mesitornithiformes; Mesitornithidae. The record is from RefSeq and is a predicted model, not a curated record. Gene Ontology annotation, cellular component: mitochondrion. Gene Ontology annotation, molecular function: rRNA (uridine-2'-O-ribose)-methyltransferase activity. The transcript is spliced from 2 exons. Bases 1 to 684 code for a protein of 227 amino acids.
AUGAGUAAAUGUCUCCACACCACAGCGGGGUUUCUGAAGAAAACUGGAACUGAGCAGUUGUGGUUGGAGCGGCACUUGAAGGAUCCCUUUGUCAAGGCAGCAAAGCGGCAGCAUUACCGUUGCCGAAGUGCCUUCAAAUUACUGGAGAUUGAUGACAAGCUUCGUAUUCUUCGUCCAGGACUUUCUGUUCUUGACUGUGGAGCUGCGCCUGGUGCUUGGAGCCAGGUUGCUGUAGAGAGGGUCAACGCCUUAGGUACCGAUCCUGCUAUCCCCACCGGCUUCGUCCUUGGUGUUGACCUCCUGCGGAUUUCUCCGCUGGAAGGAGCUGUCUUCCUGUCUGAGGCUGACAUUGCAGACCCGAGCACGCUGAGGAGGAUCCAGAGUCUGCUUCCUGCAGAGAAGGUGGAUGUUAUCUUGAGCGACUUGGCACCUAAUGCCACGGGCAUUAAAGAACUGGAUCAUCAGAAGUUGAUCAAUCUGUGUUUAGGCCUUCUGAAUCUGUCCCAAAGUAUUUUAAAGCCAAAAGGAACAGUGCUCUGUAAAUUCUGGGAUGGACAUGCGUCCCAUCUUCUGCAAAACAGACUGAAGGAGCAGUUCCAAAAUGUGAGAACUAUAAAGCCUCAGGCCAGCCGAAAGGACUCUGCUGAGUGUUAUUAUUUGGCAAGACUGUACAAAGGGAAAUGAAAGCUGAGAACCACAGAUUAUCAAACAGGUGGUCAGACACUGAUUGGAAAUCUGAGUUUGGCAUGUGUUUAAAGAAAAAUCUCACCAUUAAGACCC